Molecule: messenger RNA, 2190 nt
Organism: Lathyrus oleraceus (garden pea)
Lineage: Eukaryota; Viridiplantae; Streptophyta; Magnoliopsida; Fabales; Fabaceae
Exons: 5
Coding region: 1-2190 (729 amino acids)
Biological process (GO): telomere maintenance; DNA repair
Molecular function (GO): DNA helicase activity
Source: RefSeq, a predicted model, not a curated record
AUGUUGAUAUUUUUGCAUCCUUCUAACAAGUAUCCAAAACCUGAAGAUAUUGACAAAAUAAUCAGUGCGGAAGUGCUCGACCCAAACAAGGAUCCUAAGCUAUACAAUUUGGUUAAAACUCAUAUGGUUCAUGGACCUUGUGGUUUGGAAAAUCUAAGAUCACCUUACAUGAAAGAUGGCAAAUGCUCCAAGUAUUACCCCAAGAAAUUUCAGCCAACAACUAUAGUUGAUCAAGAUGGCUAUCCUGUUUAUAGGAGAAAAGAUAAUGGACACACAAUUGAUAAAAAUGGAAUCAUCCUUCACAAUGGACAUGUAGUACCUCACAACCCAAGUUUAUUGUUAAAGUAUGAAGCACACAUCAACAUGGAAUGGUGCAAUCAGAGUACUUCUAUUAAAUACUUAUUCAAGUAUAUCAACAAAGGUUCUGAUAGAAUUUCAGUUGUUAUUCAAUCUUCGGAUGAAAAUAUAAUUGGUGAGAAGAAGAGCAUUGAUGAAAUCAAGAAAUAUCUAAAUUGUCGUUACAUCUCCCCAAGUGAGGCAUGUUGGAGGAUUUUCUCAUAUUCUAUACACGAUAGGAAACCAAUAGUUGAGAGAUUGUUUUUUCACAUGGAAGGAGAGAAUUCAGUUUACUACAAAGACUUUGAGCAAAUUGGAAAUGUUUUACUCAAACCAAGUGUUACCGAAUCUAUGUUUACAACAUGGUUUGAAGCUAAGAAAAUCUUUGAUGAAGAUAAAUUGUUGACAUAUGAAUUAACACUUACUGAUGAAGAAAUCAAAGAACUGAUGCUUAUUGCAAUAGAAAUUCAGUUACAAAAGAACAAUAGAAGUUUGAAGGACUUUAAGCCGACGUCGUAUCCAAAUGACUUUGUAGUUACUUUUAUUGGAAAUCAACUGGUUUAUAAAGAUAUAUAUCAACAUAAUGUCACGUUAGUUUUAUUUGUAGGUAAAGAGAAACACAUUUAUUCUGAAGUCAUGGAUGCGGUAGAAAGACAAAAUGGUGGAGUUUUUUUUUUAUAUGGCUAUGAUGGAACAGGUAAAACAUUUAUGUGGAACACUUUGGCUGCAACACUACGUUAUAAACACAAAAUUGUUUUGCCUGUUGCCUCAAGUGAGAUUGCAAGUUUGUUGUUACUAGGUGGAAGAACCGCCCAUUCUAGGUUUAAGAUUCCUGUCCCUAAUUUAGAAUCCUCAAUUUGCAACAUUGACAAAAAAGAUGAACUUGUUGACCUUUUAAGGUUGACAAAUCUUAUUAUAUGGGAUGAGACUCAAAUGGCUAACAAGUUUUGUUUUGAAGCUCUAGAUAAAUCUUUGAAAGAUAUUAUGAGUGAUAUUCCUCAAGUUUCUAAGAAACUAUUUGGAGGAAAAUGUAGAGUCCUCAAGCUUACAAAAAAAUAUGUGCCUUCAAAGUGGUAUAACAAAGAGGAAGUCCGCUUAUUUUCUGAGUGGAUAUUGCAUAUAGGAGAUGAUACCUUAUCUGAGCCUGACGAUGGUUAUGUUGACAUUUCAAUUCCAGAUGAGUUUAUAAUUUCUAAUUUCUCAAAUCCUAUUGUGGCUAUUGUGGAGAGUACCUAUCCCGAUAUGAUACAUAACUACCACGAUCCCAAAUAUCUGCAAAGUCGUGCAAUAUUGACUUCAACAAUUGAAGUUGUCGAUGAUAUUAAUCAAUACAUCACAAUUUUUCUUCCAAGUAUUACACAUGUUGUUUCAUUGAGAAGAAAAGAAAUAUUAUCAACAACUACAGACUUCGAUGCAUUUGAGCACAUGACUCCUAAAUUUUUAAACGCUCUGAAAACUUCUGGAUUGCCUAAUCAUUCAAUCAAAUUAAAGAUUGGUACAACUAUUAUGUUGAUGCACAACUUAGAUCAGUCCGAAGCUUUACACAAUGGUACAAGACUGACUGUAACAAGGUUUGUUAAUCAUGUCAUUGAAGCUAAGAUAAUUUCAGGAAAAAAUAUGGGUAACACCAUUUAUGUUCCUAGAAUGUCUCUGUCCCCGUCAAAAUCACCAUGGCCAUUUAAGUUGGUGCGAAGACAAUUCCCCAUUAUUGUUUCUUUUGCUAUGACAAUUAACAAAUCACAAGGUCAAUCCUUAGACAAUGUUGGAUUAUACCUAUCAAAUGAUGUUUUUAGUCAUGGUCAAUUGUAUGUGGCAAUGUCUCGUUUUAAGAGUAAACAAGGUCUCAAAAUUUAG